This is a messenger RNA of Schizosaccharomyces cryophilus OY26, 1671 nucleotides long. RefSeq names its product developmentally Regulated MAPK Interacting protein. The record is from RefSeq and is a predicted model, not a curated record. Bases 267 to 1043 code for a protein of 258 amino acids. NCBI's taxonomy places the organism in Eukaryota, Fungi, Ascomycota, Schizosaccharomycetes, Schizosaccharomycetales, Schizosaccharomycetaceae. The transcript has a single exon.
AUUUUUUUUUCUUAUAUAUAGUCUUACUUCCUUUUUUUUUUCUUUCCCAUUCGUAUCACUAAAGAAAUAAUAGAAGUUUACUAUAAAAGCCUUGCGCUAUAUUCCUUAAUUCAUCUAUUUGUUGAACUUUUACUUGCAUUUCUUAUUCGCUAGCUUCAAGCGACCAGUCUUUUUUAUAAUAUUGUUGAUUCUUUUCUUUGCCUUGAAAUCACAAAAGUAUUUUCUACAUUACCAAAAACUCGUUCGUCCCAAUUUAAAUAUUUAAGAUGAUGCUAUCAAAACUUGCAGUAUUCGCUUUUAUCGCCCACUCUAUGGCUAUACAAAUCACGGGUCCUUCGAAAUUUGAAAAAUGGGAAACUGGUGAGGAUCACACGAUAACCUGGAAUUAUGUCAAUACAGACAAGAAUGUUGUUGGAAUCUAUUUAAGCAACUAUUUUAGGUAUCCUCCCUUUACAAAGCUCCUUGCGACGGUUUCUGUAUCGGACGGCAGCUAUACAACUGAUACUACAAAUUGGCCAACUGGUGGAGGUUAUAGCAUCAAUGCGGGAAAUCCAAAAUCUCCUGAAGAAAUUUAUGCUCAAUCGGAGGAAUUCACUCUCUUACCACCAAGCGCUUCAAGCAGUAGUUCAUCCUCUAUUAAACAGGUUAAAACUAGCUCCAAAACCAGCAGCUCCUCCACAUCGUCUUCAACCAGCUCAGCACCUAGUAGUUCCUAUAAGACUAGCACUACAACUUUCUCUUCUCAAAACAGCACUCCUAAAACUAAAGCUUCAGACUUUACUGCCACAACUUCUUCUUACUUUAGUUCUUCAUCUUCUUUGAACAGCGCUGCUUAUGUGUCUUCAAAGCCCAUUGCUAGUGCUAACGCCAUUUCGAGCCCGUUUGGAAAUACAAGCAAUUCCACUAACCACCAAAGCAACUCUAGUAGUAUCAGUUCUGCUGGUUCCACUUCACUUGAAUCCGGUGCUUCCUCAAUGCACGAGUUGAUUGGUACAAGCUUAAUUGCUUUAGUCGGAGGAGCAACUUUUUUCAUGAUAUACUAAAAAUAUGUCAUUUGACAACGUUCAAUGAAGGUCUCUAAUUCAUCCUGCGUGCUGAUAUUCUUAUUUAUUGUUCCUGUUCGUUUACACUUUAAUAUCUUAUGUGCUUAUACUCUAAUAACUAUUAUAACGAACUAAACGCAUAAUAAUGAACUACCGGAAAGAAAAAGUAGCAUAUACAUUAAAAAUGAAUGAAGCACGGACAAUUGAACGUUCGAACAACAUUUUCAUAUAUUCAAUCAAUUAUAAUACAAAUCAUAUGAAAAGCUUAGUACGGGAUAAGAUACCAAAAGUCCUGAGGAAAACUUACGCGAAGAGAAAGAUCGUAUCUAAAUUAAGUGCCCCUAACUUACAUAAUAGGAAGGAUAAACCAUUAUGAACUUCAGCGACAAUAUAUCCACAGGUGCAUCGAAAAUAUUAAAGAAAAUAAUGUAAGGCAGUGCAGAGGAAAUGUAGAAAUUAAAAGAUUACAAUGUCAAGAAAGGGAAUUCUAAGGUUAUAACAAGCCAUUGGUCAUCAUGUAAGCAUGAAAGAAAAAAAAACGAAAAGAAAAAUCUCAAAAUGAGUUAUCCAAAAGGCAUCAAAGGUUCAAAACAGUGCAGCUAGAAAGACACGAUUGAACGAAAGGACA